Molecule: messenger RNA, 894 nt
Organism: Mesorhabditis belari
Lineage: Eukaryota; Metazoa; Nematoda; Chromadorea; Rhabditida; Rhabditidae
Source: the annotation of a GenBank genome assembly
AUGGCCUGGGCCACAUCUCAAUCGGUCGGCUGUGCGUGGGCGGUGUGCAAAAAUGGAGUGGACAAUGUGGCGAUCGUUGUUUGUCGAUAUACACCAGCGGGAAACACGGCUGGAGUGAAAGCCUAUGUCCAAGGGCCAACAACUUGUUCGGCUUGCCCUCCAACUGCAGCUCCUUGUGACAAAACAACUGGGCUUUGUGUAAAACCACCAGAUUACAAGCUUUUCCCGGCCGCUGAUCAGGCCUACUUUUUAAAUAAAUUCAACACAAUCCGCUCGCAAAUGGCUCUCGGAAAAGUGACAUGGAAUAAUAGGAGCUGGGAUGAAGAGCAUGACUAUCCCUAUAUUGAUCAGGCAAACGAGACGAUUCACUGGCCAGCAUCAAAAGCCACAUAUCAAUUGAAAUGGGACACAGGACUGGCUCUGUCUGCGGGCAAAAAGCUUGGCUCGCUGAAAUAUGUUGGAGACACUGGAGUGAGCGUUGUCUUAAACGGGAGUGUCGGUCUAUUUGGCUACAAUCUCAUGCCUUGUUGUAUGGCGGUGAGACAAGAGACCGAGAAGACCUUGCAGCAAAUGAUCCAUGGUGCCUGGUUCUCCUCUUGGUACGGCUGGUUGUCAACAUAUGGAACUCUCAAAGCCGCCUAUCAUACUGUAACCGAUAACACAGAUUUCGUACAAGUUCAAGAGGAUUACGGAUAUACGUACUUGGCGGGAAGUGCUCGAAAAAUUGGAUGCGCCUAUCGAAAUGACACGGUUUAUUGGGCGAUUUUGUGCUACACGUGGCCAAAAGGUCUAACGGUGAAUUCGGCUUUCUACCCAACGGGAACACCCGCUUGCGCCUCUUGUCCAACGGCCACCGCCCCGUGCACAAAGGCCACUGGGCUCUGUGUCCUUAAA